AUGGCGAAAGUAAAUAUCCCUUGUGUCGCUGCAUUUGACAAUGUUGUCGCUGAGUCUUUGGACACGUCUGUAGGUCCAAAAUGGGAAGCGUGGAUUAAGCGUUUCGAGAAUUAUGUCGUAGCCCUGUCCGUGUCGUCGGACGCGCAAAAACGUGCAUUGCUCCUACAUGCUGUAGGGCCGCAUUGCUUUGAAAUAUUUGACAGUCUACCUGAUACUGGAACUACUUACGCACAUGCCAAAGUGGCUCUGUCGAAUCAUUUUAGGCCUAAAGUUAAUAUUGAAUAUGAGAGGGCUGUAUUUAGACGUCUUAGGCAGAAGUCAGACGAGAAACUAGAUUCCUACCAUACCCGACUAAGGAAGGCGGCCGGUACAUGUAACUUUCAAAGUAUUGACCAAGAACUGAAGUCGCAUAUUAUCCAAACAACUACUGACUCGAAGUUGAGAAAACAGUGCCUUAAGGAAGACGGACUUACGCUAGCAGAAAUUCUACAAAUUGGAAG
Messenger RNA from Anneissia japonica, 500 nucleotides. RefSeq lists its product as uncharacterized. The record is from RefSeq and is a predicted model, not a curated record. The annotation marks the transcript as partial. The transcript has a single exon. Lineage: Eukaryota; Metazoa; Echinodermata; Crinoidea; Comatulida; Comatulidae.